Molecule: messenger RNA, 1332 nt
Organism: Rotaria sordida
Lineage: Eukaryota; Metazoa; Rotifera; Eurotatoria; Philodinida; Philodinidae
Source: the annotation of a GenBank genome assembly
AUGGGUGCUCAAAAAGAGAAUGGAGAAGGUGAAUUUGAAGACAAUAUUGAAGAAAAAACAAUCAAUGAAGAAUAUAAAAUAUGGAAAAAAAAUGCACCAUUUCUAUAUAAUCUUGUUAUAACUCAUGCACUUGAAUGGCCUAGUUUAACAACACAAUGGUUACCUCAUGUUCGAACUGAAGAAGGUCGAGAUUUUAGUACACAUCGUUUAAUACUUGGUACACAUACAUCUGAUGAACAAAAUCAUCUUGUUAUAGCUAGUAUACAAUUACCAAAAGAAGAUCUCGAAUUAGAUAGUUCACAUUAUGAUAAUGAAAAAGCUGAAUUUGGUGGUUUUGGUUUAAUUAAUGGUCGUAUUGAAGUUGAUUUAAAAAUAAAUCAUGAAGGUGAAGUUAAUCGUGCACGUUAUAUGCCACAAAAUCCUCAAAUAAUAGCAACAAAAACUCCAUUAUCCGAUGUAUUAAUAUUUAAUAUUGAUACACAUCCAUUAGGAAAAGAACAACCAGGUGAUUGUAAUCCUGAAUUACGUCUUAAAGGUCAUACUCGAGAAGGUUAUGGUUUAUCAUGGAAUUCAAAUGCUAAUGGACAUUUACUUAGUGCUGCUGAUGAUCAUACUGUUUGUUUAUGGAAUAUAAAUAUGCAACCAAAAGAAGGAAAAAAUCUUGAUGCUCUAUCGAUUUAUACUGGACAUUCAAUGGUUGUUGAAGAUGUUGCAUGGCAUUGUACACAUCCAACAAUAUUUGGUUCUGUAGGUGAUGAUCAAAAAUUGAUGGUUUGGGAUACACGAUCAAAUAAUUAUUCAAAAGCAAGUCAUAUUGUUGAUGCACAUGCAGCUGAAGUCAAUUGUAUUGCAUUUAAUCCUUUUUCGGAAUAUAUACUUCUAACUGGUUCAGCUGAUAAGACACUUGCUUUAUGGGAUUUAAGAAAUUUAAAAGUUAAAUUAGCAACAUUUGAAUCUCAUAAAGAUGAAAUAUUUCAAGCACAGUGGUCACCUCAAAAUGAGACUAUUUUUGCAUCAAGUGGUUCAGAUCGACGACUUCAUAUAUGGGAUUUAAGUCGAAUUAAUCAAUCACAAACAGCAACUGAAGCUGAAGAUGGUCCACCUGAAUUAUUGUUUAUUCAUGGUGGACAUGCGGCAAAAAUUUCAGAUUUUUCAUGGAAUCCAAAUGAACCAUUUGUUAUUUGUUCGGUAUCCGAAGAUAAUAUGGCUCAAGUUUGGCAAAUAGCUGAACAUGUAUAUAAUGAUGAUGUUGGUAUUGAAGCUAUGUCUGGUGAUCGAGGAGAAAUUCCUCCACCGACAACAACGGCUAAUUCUGCUACAAAUGGAUCUUAA